AUGCCCCAAAUUGGUCCAAUUGACGCAUUCAUGAACGAUAUCUGGGACCAUGGGCAUAUUGAUGUCGCUUCAACGCAACACAACGCAACGCUACUGGUGCCCGUGACUAACUCCAACUUCACCAUGAUCGAGCAGGGCCUUGAUCGAAUCGCCUAUGAUGCCGCGCCAACAGGUGAUCUGCUUGCUCAGAAAUGCCCCAGGUCCCCUUUUCACGGGCCACAUGGUACGGCCACCGACGUCUUUGGGAAGUCCGUUCGUGCAGCCGCCAGAAUUCGUCAUGUUGCGCAGAUGGUUGAUGCCUCAAGUCGAAUGACGCAUAUUGGAACUCGUUCCAAGGCAUCAUGUGUUUUCCCUUUCUACCAUGAUGGGGCAGUGUCAUCCAGAGUGAAAGCGCACGACCGAUCUCCGGCAGUCCUCCUUUGA
Fusarium odoratissimum NRRL 54006 is the source of this 423-nucleotide messenger RNA. RefSeq lists its product as uncharacterized. The transcript has 2 exons. The record is from RefSeq and is a predicted model, not a curated record. Lineage: Eukaryota; Fungi; Ascomycota; Sordariomycetes; Hypocreales; Nectriaceae. Bases 1 to 423 code for a protein of 140 amino acids.